This is a messenger RNA of Mizuhopecten yessoensis (Yesso scallop), 1677 nucleotides long. RefSeq names its product synaptogenesis protein syg-2-like. The coding region runs from base 61 to 1677 and encodes 538 amino acids. Gene Ontology annotation, molecular function: cell adhesion molecule binding. Gene Ontology annotation, cellular component: cell-cell junction. Lineage: Eukaryota; Metazoa; Mollusca; Bivalvia; Pectinida; Pectinidae. The record is from RefSeq and is a predicted model, not a curated record. The transcript has 6 exons. Gene Ontology annotation, biological process: cell-cell adhesion.
AGUAUUCGGGUAAUCGUUAACAAAUUGUACACCAGUUGUGUGAUCCCCGACCUGGUCAGUAUGACACUGGACAGACGAUUACAGUGUUUGUUAUGGCUGUACAUCACCACACUCCAAGGUGCAACUGGAUUAUCCGUGGUGGUCAGUCCAAGUCCUACAGUCCAGCUCGUGUCCGGUCAGACCCUCUUUAUCACGUGUCAGUGGUCAGCUGACUACACAGGAUCAAAUGCUGCUGUUAACUAUCAACUAAAUGAUGGUGGAGGUAGAAUAGGUACAUUGACUAUAAACUUUGGGACAGCAUGCCCAUCAAUAUCACCCUACACACUAACAUGUAACAGAGACACGAGGACACUGGGGAUACAGAUUCCCGCCAGCAAUUACAGUCACGGGGACAGAUGGACGUGUGAGGGGAGAAAUAACAGCUUUGACAAUACAACACCACCACAGACCGACACGACGACAGUGGACGUUACAGUUCCUGUGACAUCAGUGACCAUCACCCCGUCCACCACUGUGACUGUAGAUAUAGGUACCAGCACCACGUUGACCUGUACCACACAGCCACACAGUCGUCCCAAUGCCAAUGUCACGUGGUACCGAGUGGUCAGUGGUCAGCCACAGCAGAUCAUCGCUAACAUCAGUGUGUCACAUGACACUCAGAACUCCGCCCAGACAACCACCAGUGCUCUGACAUAUGUACCGUCCAAGGAGGACAACGGACACACGGUGUACUGUCUAUCAGACGGUGGAUGGACAGGAAGUACUGCUACAAAUCUACGGUCGGGAGAUGUAAUUCUCAAUAUCAGAUAUCCACCGACUAACCCAGCCAUAGUGACCGGUAAUAGUGAUCCUGUGUAUGAUGGUGACGACAUUGAACUCCGAUGUAGUAUAAGGGGAGGUAACCCACUAGCCAGUCUGACAUGGGCAUGUCCAGGUCGUAGCGUUACCUCUACAACAGCAAACACAGCAGACACGGCAGUAUCUGUAAUGAGGAUACGUCUGACACCUUUAUAUAACGGAGCCAAUUGUACAUGUGUAGCUACUCAUCCAGCACAGGGCUUCAUGACAUCCCACACCGAGGUCUUCAACGUCUACUAUGCCCCUCGGAUCAAUGACCUGAAGGUGACUGACCCGUUCCCCUGGCUGGCCAGAGACACUUAUGUAGGUCGUCUGAGCUGUGACACUACUGCCGGUAACCCGUCUACCACACGGUACACGUGGUACAGGGACGGUACACCGGACAGUUCCCUGACAUCACAGACGCUCUCCUUUGACCCACCUACCAGCAGUGAUAAUGGACGGUUAUACAAAUGUAGGACUGAAAACGACUUCACCGACGCCAGAGGAUCGGCUUCGGAGUUGGACAUAAUAUUAGAUGUACAAUAUGCUCCCAUUAUAACACUCUCGGCCUGUCCAGAAACAGUUAACGAGACAGACAAUUACCGGUGUACCUGUACAGCUGUAGGUAACCCCAACCCUACUGUUAUCUGGUAUCCUCGGGAUUCGUCGACCAACAACAUUCUGGACUUACCAUCUAUAAACAGGAACAAGGCCGGGCGGUACACAUGUAAUGCCACGUCAUCAUCUCAGAAGUUUGGGUCGCUAUAUACCCAGUCCGAACUCAACCUUGUGGUACAGUGUGAGUAUUGUCCUGGUGGUAUUACAUGUACAUACUAG